Messenger RNA from Arachis duranensis, 1317 nucleotides. RefSeq lists its product as uncharacterized. NCBI's taxonomy places the organism in Eukaryota, Viridiplantae, Streptophyta, Magnoliopsida, Fabales, Fabaceae. Bases 1 to 1317 code for a protein of 438 amino acids. The record is from RefSeq and is a predicted model, not a curated record. The transcript is spliced from 3 exons.
AUGGACAUAGCUAAGAAAAAUUCUGUCCAAAAAAGGCCUUCUAAGAAGUAUAAGGGCACUAGAAGAAAACAUAUUAUGAGAGAUGAAAGGUAUAAUGGAAGUAAGAAUGACACUAUAGGUGGUGGUUUAAGUGGCAUUGGAACUAGUUUGGGUGGCACAUCCGGGAGUGUUGGGCCAACUAUUGAGGAAUUGGAUUCGGAUUAUGACAAGCCAUAUGAUUAUGAAAGUGAAGCUUUCAACAGCCCAGUGUCAUCUGAGGAUGAAGGGAGGACUGCAUAUGAUGCCUUUAAUGAAGAAACUGAGUACGGGGAGGUUGAAUUUAAAGUUGGACAAACCUUCACUACAAUGGAAGCAUUCAAGAGUGCGCUGAAGAAUUAUUUUGUAUAUGAGGGUAAAGAUGUUAUGUAUCUGAAGAAUGAGAAGCAGAGGGUAAAAACUUUGUUCAAUGAGCAUAAUUGUGGGAGGAAUUUCAGCAGCAACCUUGCUGAUAGGCAGUGGGUAACUUCAAAGUUAGUUAAGAGGCUUCUUACUCAGCCAGACAUGAAGCCAAAGCAAGCUAUGGAAUACAUGAUCGAAGACUACAACAUCCAACUGAGUGGUAAAAUGAUAAGCAGGGCACUUAAGGCAGCUAGGGAGGAGGUAAUUGGCGACGAAGGAGCACAAUAUGGUAAGAUUAGGGAUUACCUGAUGGAACUGCAUAGGACAAACCCUGGUUCAACUGCAAGAUUAGACGUGAUACCUCAGCCAGAGUCUCUCCCUUUGUUUGAUAGACUAUAUAUAAGCUUGGAUGCUUGCAAGAAGGGCUUUAUAGAAGGAUGCAGGCCUUUGAUUGGAUUAGACGGUUGUUUUCUUAAGGGCUAUUAUGGCGGUCAGCUACUAUCUGCAGUGGGUCAAGAUGGCAAUAACCAUUUCUUUGUUAUUGCAUAUGCAGUUGUGCCGAAUGAGUGUAAGGACACUUGGAAAUGGUUCUUAACACAACUUCAGCAUGACUUAGCCUUAAAGGACAUAUUUCCAAGGGCUUUUCAUAGGAACUGCGUAUUACACAUUUGGAAGAAUUUCAUCAAGCAAUUUAAGGACCAACAGACCAAGCAACUUGUAUGGGAUUGUGCACGUUGCACCACACAAAUUGAGUUCAAGGCAGCUAUGGAAAAGCUGAAACAGAUCAGUGUUCCAGCUUGGGAAUAUCUUGAUAGGUUUGAUCCAGCUGCUUGGUCAAAGGCGUUUUUUAGUCCCGGACCCAAGGUUGACAAUAUCACCAAUAAUAUGUGUGAAGUUUGGAAUGCUAAGAUAUUGCAUACAGGGGUAAGCCAAUACUGA